GUUUGGCGCGCUGGGUCUGGCGGACUUGAAAAGCGAGUUCUCGGAAUCCAGAGAAGCGCGGAGAUUAAAGGAAAACAAAAAGAAGAAGAAGGAAAAGGAACAUGACGCCGUGAAGAGUUUGAAAGCCGCCAUCAUCAAACUUCAAGAGGAGAAGACGAGUCUUAGCACCGAGGUGAAAAUGAAUGCAGAACAGGCUGCUCAAAAGGCGCAGAUGUUGUCCCAGCUGACGGGGAAGGUCUCAGAAAAGGACACGAUCAUUACCCAGCUGAAAGAGGAGCUGAGCAAGAAGAACCCUUCGUGUUCCAAUGAUGAGGCGAGUCUGAAUGCCCAGAGGACUGCCGAGCUCUCAGCGGAAGCUGUGCGACAGCAGAAGGAGAUUGCGAAUCUCACGGCGGCCCUUUCAGCGAUGAAAAUCAAAUAUCAGCUACUUGAAGAGGAGUUUGGAGAUCCUUCUCUGCGAUUUUUCCUCGCAGCAAAGGCCACGAAGGUCUACCAAGAUCCAGGAAUUCAAGGUGCUGCCAACAAGACCUUCAAAUACGUGCUGCCGCAUGUGUCGGAAGCGUUGAAGACUGGGGAAGAAGUCUAUUCCGCCAUGAACGCUUCAGUCUUAGAAGGGAUACACAGCCUACUCGGCUCCGAAUCUUCGGUGGAACCCUGGUUGCCCUUGGUCUCAGCCUUUCUAGUCUAUGGUAUGAUCUGCUGCCCUGUAGGAGUCGUCCUCACCUAUGUCGUGGAUUUUGUCUGCAGCGUGAAAGAGAUUCUGUUAGCAUGUGGAUUCUAUUUAGUCUGCGUUAGCAUCAUGUCCUGCGGCUUCGUGAUGACAACGCAACGCGACCCCCUCAAGGAGUUGGCCCAGAACGAUCCCUCGAUCUUGCUGCUUCAACAGCUGGGUUUCGCCGCGAUUCUGCUCUUCUAUUUGAUCAUGCUUGGGGUGGUCACUUGCGUCGCCGCAUGUGACGAUAAGCUUCCCUUCAGCGUCAUAAUAACGAGGCUGAUUCAGGCGGCUUUCAUGCUGGUCUUUGCCAUGAGCUACUACCGCUUGGUGUGGACUCCCACCAUGGUGGACGAGCUGCCUCUGGUGGAAGAGAUCUUUUCCAGGGAUGGAAAGACUCCAAGCGUCCUGCCGUACAUGUUGACCGUGGUCGGCUUCAGUGGCAACUUUGUGCUGGAGUGGAGAACAAGAUCUGCGGAAAAGGUGGCGGAAGAGGAGAAGGAUGGGAAAGGUGCUUAG
Messenger RNA from Cladocopium goreaui, 1231 nucleotides. NCBI's taxonomy places the organism in Eukaryota, Dinophyceae, Suessiales, Symbiodiniaceae. The record is from the annotation of a GenBank genome assembly.